This is a messenger RNA of Tuber melanosporum (Perigord truffle), 1059 nucleotides long. RefSeq lists its product as uncharacterized. The transcript is spliced from 5 exons. NCBI's taxonomy places the organism in Eukaryota, Fungi, Ascomycota, Pezizomycetes, Pezizales, Tuberaceae. The coding region runs from base 1 to 1059 and encodes 352 amino acids. Gene Ontology annotation, cellular component: nucleus; cytoplasmic stress granule. Gene Ontology annotation, biological process: poly(A)+ mRNA export from nucleus. Gene Ontology annotation, molecular function: ATP binding; RNA helicase activity; RNA binding. The record is from RefSeq and is a predicted model, not a curated record.
AUGAACUUUAAGAGGCCGUCAAAGAUCCAAGAGCGAGCACUUCCGCUCCUCUUAUCGGACCCCCGCAAAAAUUUGAUUGCUCAAUUACAAUCUGGGACCGGGAAAACCGCGGCCUUCGCUUUGACAAUGUUGACUCGUGUUGACAUGUCGGUUAGAGAUGUUCAAGCUCUCUGUUUGGCCCCAACUCGCGAACUCGCCGGGCAAAUUCCGGGCGCCGUUCAAAAGAUGGGUCAAUUUAUCAACAUCAAAACACAGUUGGCGAUCCCGAAUAUGGUCCGACGUGGUCAGAGAAUGGAUGCACAUAUUGUUGUUGGGACACCUGGCACGGUCCUUGACUUGAUCCGCUGCAAGGAAUUGGCUGUAGAACAUCUUAAGAUUCUUGUUCUCGAUGAGGCGGGUAAUAUGCUUGAUCUACAAGGACUUGGAGAACAGUGUCUCCGCGUGAAACAGAAUACGCCCCCGAACACCCAGAUCGCCUUAAUCUCGGCAACCUUUCCUCACCAGCAGCCAUGUAUGGACAGUGACAGCAAAGAGGACAAAUAUCGAAUAUUGAUUGACCUCUAUCAUAUUUUGACGAUUAGGUCUUCAGUAAUAUUGCUCCAGAAUCGCGAAACAGCGUAUCAGAUUCAGAGACGAAUGGAGGCGGAUGGGCACAAGGUUGCAUCCCUCCAUAGUGCAGAAGAUGGCCCGGAUCGGGACAAGGUUUUCAAUACCUCCCGUUCUGGAAAAGCAAAAGUCCUGAUUACUACCGAUGUGUUGGUGCGUGGCUUCGAUGUCUCAACUGUCUCGAUGGUGGUCAAUUAUUACCUCCCUCGUGGCAAGAACCGUCGCUUGGACGCGAAAACGUAUCUUCAUCGCAUCGGACGCACGGGGCGAUUCGGACGUGUGGGUGUGGCGAUCACGUUCGCUCAUGGCAAGCAGACCCUGAACGAGGUAGGGGAGAUAUCAAACCGCUUUGGUGUCUGCAUUACCAGGGUUCCGACCAACGACAUUGAAGAGGUUGAGAAAAUAGUCAACAGUGUUCUUAAAAACAAGAAGGCUGGUGGGACGAAGCGGUAA